Messenger RNA from Coccinella septempunctata (seven-spotted ladybird), 5340 nucleotides. Its product is annotated as serine-rich adhesin for platelets-like. NCBI's taxonomy places the organism in Eukaryota, Metazoa, Arthropoda, Insecta, Coleoptera, Coccinellidae. The transcript has 3 exons. The coding region runs from base 492 to 4226 and encodes 1244 amino acids. The record is from RefSeq and is a predicted model, not a curated record.
AUUUGUGUCAGUUCGGGCAUCCAAAAGACAGAGCAUGCAAUUAUCAUUCGUAAAAACCCAUGACGGUGUUGUCACAAGUUCCUGCGGAAUUGCGAAAUGCACUUUCUUAUUAAGACUUCUUCGUCCUGACCCAUCACGAACGUCAAUGAAGGUACCGCACGUUACACAGUACCGUGAGGUGGUCAUCGGAUAGAUUUCAUUCUCGGUUCUUCUUUUAGACGUUUUAGUGAACGUUAGUUGACACUUCCUCAUCGGUGGGCUCAUUUCUUCGCAGCCAGCAGGCUUAGUCGUUCACUGCUUCUUCGAGCCGUCCGAAGCUUCAGCAGGAACUUGGUGUGUCGGUUUUUCCGCUGUGGAUUGUGCGGUUCGGUUCGAUUCAGAAGACUGUUAACCGGGGGUAUCUUAUCCGGCAGGUUACGUGAAAAUUGAUUUUUGAAAAAAAAAUGAUAUAAUCUGUGUUUUAUAGGCAAGGAGUUUUUAGCAAUAUAAGAAUGGAGCUGAAAUACAUCAUUCUCACAAUCAUCAAAAUACUGAUAUCAGUUCCAGGCAAUUUCCAUGUAAAUGCGGCUGCUAUGAUGGGAGGAUAUAUGGAUAAUAGUAACAAUACCCAUGACUUCCUAAAUAUUCCAAUUGACACAGAUGGUGGCUUUCAUAGAGACGAAUCUUUGAAGGACCGUGCAAAAGAAGAGAACCAUUCCAGCACCAUGGCAUCUUCAAGUGGUUCCGAAGAGAUUCCAGACCCAUCCCCUUUAGUUAUACCUGGAUACAACUUGCCAGAGAAUAUUUUCAACAAAGGAAAACCAUUCUACAUGGAAAAAGAUCCAGUGACGGGGAAUAUAGAUUUCAACAACAAAACCUUGUCACAGAUAGAAGACGACUUCUAUGAUUAUUCAGAUGAAGAUACAAAACAAUCCGAUAACAUUUAUGAUAAAGCAAAUAUAGAUCGAAAAGAUGGAAACAUAGGUAGCCAUAGGCCUAGCGAUAUCAAUCAACUUUCACCAAAUUUUCACGACUUCCUGAAUCUCCCUAUCAAAUAUAACCCUGAUAAAUACGUAUAUCCCUUGAUAUCGAGCAGCUAUGCAAACACAAAGGUGCAAGGAAACGUAAAUAAAUACCAUAAUCACAAAACUCACAUAACUAAGUAUCCAACAUACAGACCAUCUAACUCUUACAGUUCAUCCUCCAAUUUACAAAACUUUUUCGAAUAUGAGGAUACCAGAACUUCAACCACAACUACUACAACAAAUGCCCCUCCAACCACAAAAAUACACAAACCGUCUUCCAAACCCGUCAGUUAUUCCAGUUUCAGCGAGGAUUUUUCUGAUGAUUACUACAGUAAUUCCGAGAAGGGCAAAGACGAGUAUGAUGAUCAACCUGAAGACGCUUAUCAAACCACUCCAAAAAUAUCUGAUGUCUUCCUCACUACCACAUCCAUACCUCCAGUAACUACAACUAGGAAAAUAAUUAGCUUAUUCGAUCAGCUAUUUGGUGAAUAUGAUGAAACUGUUUCGACUUCAGAAAAAACUAAGUCUCCAUCGCUCUUCGCCAAUCUGCCUUCUAACAAAAUUGUGAAUACCCAAGCCCCUAAGCGAGAAUUUGAUACUACUACUGAAUCUGAAAUAAAAAUUCCAAAUGUUGCAACUGGUUCCAAGAUGGAAAUGGAGAAUUUCUAUGAAGAAUAUGAUGAUUACUACUAUAAUAACCCAAAAAGCUCAGAAGUAUCCUCAUCAAGUACUGCUGCUUUCACGUCGCCCUCAACAACAACCUCUACCACUACAACUACUACAACAACUACAACGACCACAACAACACCCCCUCCAACAACUAUAAAAACCACGAUUAAACCUCCAACGAUAUAUAAUUCUCACAGUUACAUGGAAUCUUUCUCCCCGAUGAUUCCCUCAACAACGAAAGAAUUAUUAGAUGAUUCAAAUCCAUCUUCGAAGGUGACGUCUUUACCACUAGGUGAAAAUCAUGUAACAACUCCCAAAAUUCCCUCCUGGCCUGCCAACCAACAGAUGUCGGACUCCAGUGAUUACCACCCAAUAAUAAUUGCGACCCAAAACCUACGCGACCAGCUCAAUAACGAAAGGGUUGUGCCGAAGCCUUUCUCUGUACAUACCCAAUAUGCUCCCAGUUCUAGUAGCAUUCAUAUUGCACCAGACCAGGAUACAGUUUCAUUCGUUGUAGGUCACCAUCAAAAAACAGAUGGAGGUUCAUUUUCAACAAUUAAUUCUCAAGAUGACUAUACCUCUAAUUUUUUCCAACCUUCUUAUGGCGAAGGUUCUUACGAAAAUGAAGAUAUAAUAUACAAAAACUCACCGGACACUGUUAUAUUCCAACAACCACAAAUGAAACCACAUCAUGAGGUGAGUGGAAGUGUGGUUACAAUACAGACACAGACCAAUUCAGAAGCUUCGUUGUCCAUUGGAGUACCAAUCGAAAACGUUAAGAAGAUCCCUGGGAAGGUUAUGGAUGCCACAUUGGAUUUGGGUGAUCAAGUGGCAGAACAAUCUUCGAGUGGCUCAAAGGUGGUGUUUCCGAAUGAGAAGGAAGUAUCAUUAACUAGUCUGGUUCCACCUUUAUCAACAUCAAAUCCCCCAGUAGCUCUGUCAAAUAAAGAAGUUCUCAAAUUGGCUUCUAAACCUAUGUACCACCAGCUACCUAGUGAUUUAACACCUCCUAAAGAAAAAGAAGGUAAACAUCCAAACCGAAUGGAAGCUCCGAGACCACCAUGGGACCCUCGACCAGGACAUUUCUUCAGUGGAAAACUAGAAUACUCCCGACCUCCUCGUCCAUUCCCUGAUGUAGCGUUCAAGCGGAUAGACACGUUACCUAAUAUCCUUCCACAAUUUCGGCCUAAUAUGAAACCACAUGGUCCAGUUAGUGGUUUGCAUCAUCAUCCCCAUGGAAUCCACCGAGGCCCAUCUAAUUUCUACGACAAUAGGUUGCACAGGGAACCUCUGCUAGAACGACCUUCGAAUCGUCCAUUAGAAUUUUACGAAAAGUUACAGCCACCUCCUUUACCUCCGAAGAAUCUGCAUAGUUACAGGAAAAUUCCUCCUUUGCCCCAAGUACCACAGCAUUUAGAACAGAGGACGCCAAUGGCGCAGGAUAGAAAAGGUGAAGAGUAUGUUAGGAAACCGCCCAUGCUAUCGAAAAAUAUUUUAGAACCACCAAAAGUGAUGACAAACUUGAAGAAACAGGAUGGAGCUGUUGAAACAUUACAGAUGCUGCAAGCCAAACAAUCUGAGAAAAAAGAAUUGUAUCAAGAACCGGUUAACAGCAUAGUCCAAGAAACGAAUAAGACUGACAAACCCGUUUAUGUUGUUUACCCAGUGAAUACUCCCCCUAUAAAACUAGAUGUGAUAGAUUCCAACAAAAGGGAGAGUGUUGUGAUUGGUACAAGAGCAGAGCUCCCGCUACCCCCGUCAGAAAUAAACAAAGAUUUCACUCAAGAUAGAGACCCAAUCAUUGGCGUAAUUGAUAGGAACGAUGCGCCUGUUCUGAAACCUCAGUCGAGACCUCCAGUUUUUCCUAUGAAGUCUGAUUUCCCGUACCCCCUCGAGAGGCCGGAUAUUUCUGGACUUCAUCCUGUGCCGGAUGCUUCUAAUAACGGAAUCGGAUCAGAAGACAUUUCCCAUCCUGAAAUCGAGGGAACCUAUUUGUCUAAUAAUCAAUGGAAUACCGUGGAUGGCAGCGUUGAAUCGAGAAUUGUCACUGGUAGUAAAGUGCACAACCAAGUAUUCGCAGAAAAGCCAAUAGCUGUCGCUUACACCCCAACCGAACCUCCACAGCAGGGUGUUCGUAACGACUAUUUCAACCCCUCAUCAUCCGAAUCUCCAGGUCCUAAUGUUUUCUUCGUUUCCGCUAACCAGGAAACCGAGAAAAAUCAUAAAACUGAGGCUAAUUCACAUUCUCUAUCCAAUCACCGAAUUGAAGAUAAUAUCAGUGAUAAUAUGAAUGUGAGAACUGAACAAGACUUUCAAGCUCCCUUCCAAGCGAGUGUUAAAGUGGAUUCGCCAUCACAAGGAUGGUCGGUGAUAAGAAGAAGCGAUGCAAAGUUAAAAAAUCCCGAAGAAAGUGAAACAACCACUACGAUUCAAGCUACUACGAGCGAAUUCGAUAUAGAAAAUUUCAAACCUCAACUUGAAGGUGGAUUCAGGCCAAUAUACACGUUCCGAAGUGAGGAUGCUAACACCAAAGUUGACGAAAGACAAGAAUGAUUAUCUCUCGUAAAAUGAAGUUGUUUCAAUUUAGCCUUUUGAAAGUUAUCUACUCGCAUAGAUAAUUCCUCGAUAAUUUCGUUUAUUUCAACCUGAAUCGAGUUGAUGCAAUAUAUAAGACUGAUUAUAGCGAAAGUAGUAUUUUAUACUGCUUUCAAAUAUUUCUGUCGAAAAGAAAAAAAAUUGCCAAUCGAAAAAGAUAAUAAAUUUCCCUUGUGUGGAGAUAUGUACUCUUUUUGUUGGAAAAGUUACCUCGUGUAUUUCUUAUUCUUCGAAGACGAAGCUCUCUACUACAAAAUAUAUAAAAUAUAUAUAUUUUUGUUUGAAUUGGGUGUUAUGUAACGCAGUAAGCGAUUCUUGGUAAACUUUAUCCGCUAGUUUGAUAGUGCUGUUAUGAUGAAAGAUUAUGAGACACAGAAAUUAAUAUUUCUGAAGGACUGGGUAUUUUCAGCGGGAUCGCAAAAGCCAAUUUGUCUUUCCCUCUGAAAAUGGGUCAUCGAAAUUUAGGGCAGGAGAAUGGGAUUCUAUUAUAAGCAAUAAUUAUUACUCUAUCCAAUUUAUAAGGGUUAUACAAGGUAUGAGCUCAGUCACAAAUUAAAUGUAAAAGAAAUAGAAAUAGCAUAUUUUAUAAUAUUCUUAAUUACAUUAGAAGGUUAUUUAUUUAAUUUAUUAUUAUUUAUUUUAUAUCAUAAUGUACAUAUUUACCAUGAUAAUCUUUUAAAAGAGAAUGUUCAUUUGUAAUCAUAUUGGUCGGUUUGCGAAUCGAAUAAUAAAGAAAAAUUGAAAGGACUCCUUUCGAAUUCCUGUAUUUUCCUUAUUUCCAUGAACAAAAUGCUGAACGGGACAGAAAAAUCAUCGAAGACUUUUACAUAUUCGAAAAGAGUAACUUUUCUAGCAAUAAAUUUCCAACCUUCAUGGAUCUGAGUGCAAUCGUUUGGUCUUGACGAAUUUUUUUCGGAAUUUUCUGUCUGAAUAACAGUAAUAUUUUCUUCUGGUUGGGGGUGAAAGGAAAAAAAGUUCUAUUCAAGCUCUGACAUAAGGAUUUGUCAUAUAGUCUCGUUUAAUCUAACAUGAUUGACUUUACUUUAAAGACCUCCUCUAUCGAUAAAUUAUC